GUCCGGCGCAGCGUCGCAGGAGCACCGUUAGUCCAGGCAGCGCUCUGAGUGCGCGAGGCUGAAUUAGUGGAAACUCGUGCGCGCGCACACACGCACACACACACUCACACACACACAAACCAAAAACAAAAACAAAGACAACAUUUACAAACAUGUCUGUGGCCAACGACUUCGGGAACCCUUUAAGGAAAUUCAAGCUUGUGUUUCUUGGAGAGCAAAGCGUUGGAAAGACGUCUCUGAUCACACGGUUCAUGUAUGACAGCUUCGACAACACAUAUCAGGCGACGAUUGGAAUAGACUUCCUGUCAAAAACCAUGUACCUGGAGGACAGAACGGUGCGGUUGCAGUUGUGGGACACGGCAGGACAGGAGCGCUUCAGGAGCCUCAUUCCCAGCUACAUACGAGACUCCACCGUGGCUGUGGUGGUUUACGAUAUCACAAAUGUGAAUUCAUUCCAGCAAACCUCCAAAUGGAUUGAUGAUGUCAGAACAGAGCGAGGAAGUGAUGUCAUCAUUAUGCUUGUGGGGAAUAAAACAGACCUGGCUGAUAAGAGGCAGAUCACGAUCGAGGAGGGCGAGCAGCGGGCGAAGGAGCUCAGCGUGAUGUUUAUCGAGACCAGUGCUAAGACAGGCUACAACGUCAAGCAGCUGUUCCGACGCGUGGCCGCUGCCCUUCCUGGGAUGGAGAGCAUGCAGGAAACAAGCAAAGAAGGCAUGAUUGAUAUCAAGCUGGACAAACCGCAAGAGCCGACCACCACCGAAGGCGGAUGUUCCUGUUAAUACCCCACAGCUGAUCAAGCUUCUUCAUUUACGCCACAUGCUUGUUGUGUUGCUUUCUGUUGGUUAAGUUCCAGUUGAGUUUUCGAGUCUUUCGAAAUUGGAUAUUUGGCACUCAUGUUAGACCACAAGGUCACCGGUUGAAAACAGUGUUGAGUCAAUUUUCUGUUGUGAAAUAGUACACUUUAUUAACAAAAUUGACAAAAUGUCAUAAAAAUUUGAAGGGGACAGAAAAAAACGUCCAAUAAUGGAUUAUUUUUUGCGUUUGCUUUUUAUUUUUGUACACUCAAAGAAAGUCUUGUAAAAAAAACAAACAAAGAAAGAAAGAAAGACAGGAUUAAAACUGCUACUUUUAUGAGGUAGAUGCAUCAAGCAGCCAGUAUAGUUCGAAGGGAACCUGAACAAUAAUUACCAGAUGAAAAUACAAAGCAAGAGUGCAUGCAAGACCUUUUUUUUUUGUCGCUGAUUUUGAAUUUCAUAAUUCCACUCAGUUGUCAGCUGGCAUAUGUGUACUCGAGUUUGAAUAUGUCCAUGUAAACGCUUACUCACACACGUGACUUUAUGAACUCUUAUCAAAACUUCACAAUGUUUUAAGGUUUGUGAGUGUUUUAAUGUAUUUCAGAGAGAGCCAGUGUAGAAGACUGACGCUCAUCAAUGUAGACAUCAAUGUAGACACUUUGAAUCCCAUCCUGGAGAAAUGUCCUGUUUUAUUUUUCAUUACCACACAGGCUUCUCUUCAAAAGCUUCUCUUACACUUCUCAUAUUUUAGUCACUUCAAAUGGGAGGAUGAUUUAUAGAAUCAAAAUCAUUUCUGUUUAUUAAGACACCUUAGAUGUAUGAUUUCUCUCCAGUUUGUAAUAAGGACUGAAGAGAGCUGAAGAGCUCAUGAAACGCUGAUCACUUUGACAUUCCUAUUUAAAAAAAAAAAAAACAAUAACAGGAACAUGUAAGCUUUUUCAUAUUGAUAUGGUAUAAUCAUGCUUCAUUGUAAAUACAGCUUUAAGACGGAUAGAAUUUGUAGUAUUCCUCCGAACACACUUAGAUGACUACUGAGAAUUAGGGUUAUGCAGAGAUCUGUACUGUAGGUGCUUUAUAAAUUUGCAGCUCUCUGUGACAUUGAGGUCAUCCACUGCGUUGUGAAGUCAGACACAGCGUGGUAGUGUACACUGCUUUUUGAUUUAUAUCUUUAAUGCACUUUUGAAAGAAAAAUGUUUCAAGGUUAAUGAGUUGUAUAAAAUAUCUCAUCGGUCUCCAUUAGACAAAUGAGUCAUUGUUAGUUCUGCUAUGCUAUCUAUUUACAAUUAGAAAUUUUUCUCUCUCUUUUUUUAACAAUUCUAAUCUAACCCAAGAGUUCUCAGAAAAUACAAAGCAGAUAAGUUGUUAACGGUUGUUUGAACUGUAAAAUAAACAUCCGAGAGACUUAAGAAUGGUAUUCCGAAUAACACAUACAAGAGUUUCCAGUGAAAUCUGCAGAAGAGGCUUUUGAAGUGUGUUCUUAUCUACACCUGCAACAUUAAAUCAUAUCCACUUCCCGUUCCUUCUACUCGAGAUCUGUGCUUUCUGACUGGAUUGUCGGUGCGCUAUAUCACUGUUUGCAUUAACUCACCUGCCUGACUAUCUUGUAGGAUCUCCUGGUACAUGGAAGAAUCAAAACAUCAUCAACUGUGCACUGAUUCAUUAAUCUUAUUUUUGCCCUCUCUGUUAUUUCCUUGAUGCCUUCACUGAUCGUUUUAAAGGCAUGGAUGCUGAAAGCCCGGCGGUAAGCAUAUGGUAGGGAUUGAAACUGAGGGUAUUUAUUGGUUGAUUAUUUAACCGUUUUAUUUGGCACCUUGCGAUAUUUGUUUACAUUUUUGUUUACUCCCCGUAUCACUCUUUCACCUCAUUUCUUCAUUCAUAAUUGUGUAGAUAGAGUUGAUUAUAUCAUUAGGCAUGAACAGGAUGUAUAUAUAGUCUAGCCCUUAUAAGGUGUGUACCAAAACAACAGUGAAUCUGUGAUUUGUUCAUUCUUCUGUUGGCACAGUAAUACACACCAUUCUUGGCCAAAAAAACGAAGAAAAAAAAAAACGUCUGUGUGUAUGUCGGGUCCUGCUUCGGAGAGUGAGGCUAUUCUUAGUGUAAAUGUUUCAAUUUGAGUCUGAUUGAUUCAGAGCUCACUCUCCAUUCACACUGUACAGAGAUCUAGCAUGUCUGUCUGAACAAAUAAAAAUCAAUAAAAAAAAAAGUCUUAUUAC
Molecule: messenger RNA, 3007 nt
Organism: Tachysurus vachellii
Lineage: Eukaryota; Metazoa; Chordata; Actinopteri; Siluriformes; Bagridae
Gene: rab6ba
Product: RAB6B, member RAS oncogene family a
Exons: 8
Coding region: 153-779 (208 amino acids)
Molecular function (GO): GTP binding; GTPase activity
Source: RefSeq, a predicted model, not a curated record